Messenger RNA from Bacillus rossius redtenbacheri, 24600 nucleotides. RefSeq lists its product as uncharacterized. The transcript is spliced from 16 exons. Gene Ontology annotation, molecular function: RNA polymerase II cis-regulatory region sequence-specific DNA binding; DNA-binding transcription factor activity, RNA polymerase II-specific. NCBI's taxonomy places the organism in Eukaryota, Metazoa, Arthropoda, Insecta, Phasmatodea, Bacillidae. Gene Ontology annotation, biological process: regulation of DNA-templated transcription. The coding region runs from base 265 to 20187 and encodes 6640 amino acids. The record is from RefSeq and is a predicted model, not a curated record.
GAGGGGAGAAUGGGUGGCCGCCGUGCCGUGCCGUUGCUGGUAUUAUCAGCACGUUUAGCCUGAGCAGUGACUGACCUUGUUGCGCUCGGCGGCCGGAGAGCGAAACGGAGAACGUGGGGCCUUGUUUUUUUUUUUUAAUUUACGAACGUCGAGUGCUUGUCCGAUUUCCUCGCCGCGGAGCCAUGAGGCGUAAUGGAGGACGUGUGACGUGCGUCGCCGGGAGCCGAUGAAGCGUUCGGAAGGAGCAGCAGUCGUGGAGCCGCGAUGAGGAGUGGCCGCGGGCUGCAGGUGGCGAGCAGCGCGCCGCCGCCCCCGUCUGCCGUGGAGACCAGCGGCGCGGAUGGAUGUCAUCAAAUGCAGCAAGAUAAAACCAUCUUGUUCGGAGAAAAUGAUGAGGUUGAAGAAGACAGUGAUCCAAAAUUGUUGGAAAGUAAACAAACAUAUGAAAAGUGUGUGAGAUCACCAUCUGGAUUUAAUGUUGAAGGAAUGAUGCCUCCAUCUGAAGAAACCAACACUGCCAGUACAGCUGUUCAAAACACUUGCUCAAAUCCAAACAUUUCGUCUGCACAGUGUGGUGUUAGUUCAACUCCCGGUCUGGAAGUCAGCAAUGUGAAACUGUCCUCCUCCGUGGUUGACUCAGCUGCAGUUAAAGAUUUACUAACUGCAACUCUCUGUAGUGUAAAUACAAAAUCAGUUUUACUUGGGACUGUUGACAAAUCAAAGACUGUAAGAAAUUUUGCUGAGAACAAAGGAGAUACAGCAAGACAUGUGUCUGAAAAUAAGCUUUGGAAUCCACCUACAGAUUUUAAGUGUUUUGAAAAUGUAAAAAGCAAAGUUCAACACAUCAGAUCAUUUAAAUACUCUAAUGAUGACUUGAAUACUUACACCGAUAUCAGCAGUGUAUCAUCUGGUGGUCUGUCAUCUGAUGAAGAGUCUGAAGAUAUCCAGGAUGAUAAUUUUGAACAGUUUGUAGUGAACGAUGUUGGGGCUAUAAACUUGGUGAAGGGGGAGUGCAGUACGGCCAGCUGCAGUGAGGGUGCCUCACACCACAGGCCCGGUUGGGCUAAAAACAAAAAAACUGCUGAGAUCCCAUUUUUAGCUGAUCAAAAUGUUCAAAGUGCACCAUUGUGUCUAACAGUAAAUAAACGUCCUGAAACACUAGUGGAGUCUCCACCAGUCAAAAAUUUGGGGCCGGGACUGCAGCAGCCAUCGACUUUCCGACACGUGUCAAAUCCCGUCUGUUUGCCUGCCUUUGCUCCAAAGUAUCGGGCGCGGUGGCCACUUCUCCAAAUUCCUUUCCACAGCAGUGGGUUCCGUGGCAGUGGCAUCGUAGGCAGUGACGACGUGCACUCGAGGAAUUCACAGUUCAGGCCCCCAGCUCAGCGAAGGCACAGUUGGGACGACAAGUUGCCGUACUUUCCAGAUUCUGAUCUCACGUCCUCCGAUAGUGAAAGUUCUGCAGAUGAUACGUUGCAAUUUCUCAAUAUAGUGGGUUCUCCUCAAACAAAAAACCCACAAGUAAAGCAUCAGGAUCUGGUUUCCAAACUACGGUGCAAUGUGCAGGGAAUUCCUUUGCCUAGUUCUUCACUCAAGAUUGCAUCUCAAGAUGCUAGUGUUCUUUCUCAGCUAUGCAGUGUGUCUGCAAGUGCAGUUAAAAGUGAAGUGUAUCAUGAUGGAAAUGCAAUACCUAAAAGUGCCAAUGCUUUAAAGUGUAGUGAAACAUCAAGCAGCGAGCAAGUGGAUAAUGCAACACAUUUUGCUGGCAGCAAAGUUCAGAAUGCAGGAUGCUGUGAUGUACAGUCAUCUGGAAAUUCAAGGUCUUGCAACAAAUUACUCUCAACUGAGCACUGUAAUGGGAUAUUCAAACCCUCUUCAGCAGUACCUCCACAAAAAGAAAAGAAAAAUAAGCUUAAAAGACUGACUGUUGCCAAAGUGUCAAGUGUCCGAUGCAGUAGGAAGAAAUCAAAUGAGGUCGACAACAUACAUUAUUGCACACCAUUAUUGAAAAGUACCUGUAGUAAAGUUAGUGUCAUUAAUGGUUGUUACAGUUUGUGCUCAGCUAAAGAAGGCCAAUAUGAAGAGACAGAUGAUACCCUUGGCCAAAUAAUAAAUAAUAAGGUAAAUUAUAAUAAUGAAAAUGUGCACUGUGUUUUAGCUGUUGGUGGGGGUACUUGCAAGACUGCAACUGAUAAUUCUACCUUGAACGAAGUUACAUCAAGUCAGGUGUGUGACUCGACUAGCUGUUCAUCUCAGGACCUGAGAGAAGAAGCACUGAAAGUUGUUACACAUUGUUUGAAAGACUUAAUUUUCAGAGUUGUCACUUUCCCAAACCAGUCCACAGUUACCACAGGCAUGACAUCGGUUCUUCCUCUGAGUGAAUCAGAAAUCCAAAGUUCUUCAGUAAAAUGUGUAGAAAAAGAAACAGACAUUGUCAAAGUCAAUGAUACUUUGUGUAUGAGUAAUGAAGAACAGUGUAAUACUGAUUUUGAUGAAAUUGGGGGAAAAAUCAAGAAGUGCAGUGAAAAUUAUGUCAGUUCAACUUGUGUGGAGACAAGUCUGCAGUCCAGUGACAAAUCCACUAAAAGUGUGCAGGUAGAAAUCAGAGAUGAAGGGGAGACAAACAUUUUGGGUGGAAUUUUGGAAGCCGCGCUUAUUCCCAAUAUAAUUCGUACUACAAAAUGUUUCUUAAAUCAUGAAUGUGAAAUGUCUACACACGGCUUAGGGUUGACGAACAGUGGUCGAUUGUUGCCCUAUGAUGUUGAUUCACAAAAACAUUUGUGUUUAGGUUCUAGUCAAAUUUGCACUUCAUUGACUGUACCAGAUUCAAGUAAUAAUUCCAAUUGUGUUUUGAUUGAUAAGAGUUGUGAAAUCAGUCUAUCUGAUUUGGAUCCAUGCCACAAGAAAUUUUCCUUUGAUGAUAUUGCUCUGGCAAGAAAUGUUGAAGAAAAGUGUUUGAUGAUCCAGCAAAGUUUAUCCAGAAAAAAGUUAGGAAGUGAUGAUGCAAUUUACAGGAAGGGUGACAACUGUUUUUUAUCUAGGACUUUAUCAGUAACUGGAGUUACUUGCAGUUUACCAUUAACUAAAGUGUCCUUGGCUUUGGCAGGCUGUGCGCUUGCAUCUGAUGCUGCUUGUGUAUCAACACCAAAACAGUUAGAUGUUUUACCUAAUGAUUGUUACGGAGCAUCUAUAGAUUCUCAUGGUUCUGAAGAUUGGGCUAGAGAAGGCUUGAACCCUCUCUCGAAUAUGAAGUGUAAUGAUGCUCUGUUGCUUGUUAGGCCUGUGAAUUCAUCUGUGACCUCUUCUGCACAGACUGAUGUAUCUUAUCAGAAUUCUUUUCCUAGUUCGACAGACGUGCCCAGCAAGUUCCUUUUCCAGGUUCAACCAGUUCAUCACAUGAAACUUGGGGAUGGUCAGAAACUUUAUGCCUGUGAUAUUUGUAGUAGUGUGUAUCAGAGGUCUUUCAGUCUUAAGAGGCACUAUCUUCGAUCUCAUAUCAAUUACCGACAUCUUACAGAAAGAGAUAUCUCUAAUUGUGGGAUUAUUGUUGGAGAUAAAAUGGCUGUUCAAACAGGGACCAAUACUAAAAUAUACAUGCAGAAUUCAAAAAUUACUUCUCAACAACUAGGCACUGUACAUCAUGAGAUAAGCAUAAAUAAAAAUGAUUUGACAAAUUAUACUUCUGAUUGUGUGAAAUCUAAUACAAUUUCUCGUAGUGAACAAAAUGAAACUGACCUUACCAGCAGUGAAAAAAGUCGCAAUAACAACACUGUACCUACUUUACCCAUUGAACUGUCUAUAAAGGAGGAUAAAGAGAAGAAAGCUAUUCAUUUUCCUGCUUUAUAUAGAUGCCAUUUUUGUGGUAUCUGUUUUGAUGUGAAGGAGCAUCUCAAAUCACACUUACUAAAUCAUCCUCCACCAGUUACUGGUGUUAGUAAAGAUUCAAACUCAUUUGUGUGUGAUACAUGUUCUUUAGUUUUCACUCAUAAACAUAAUUACCUUCGCCAUUGUGCCUCAGAAAAUCAUAAAAAUGCAUCCAAGCCUCAAAGCCAAUGUAUUACAGAGCAUCUGUGCCUUUAUUGCGAUAAGAAGUUCAAGACCUCAGCAAUUCGAAAGCGCCAUCAAAAUAGAAUCCAUCAAUAUUUUUCUAAACAGAAAAAGCCAGGAAAACGCCCUUUUCAUCCAUGUUCAUACUGUCCAUCUACUGCUCAUAAGUUCAAAGACUUGACAGUUCUUGUGAAACACAUGAUAGCUUCCCACCCUGAUAAAUAUCAUGUUUGUUUAGAAUGUUCUGAACGAUUUCACUGCGAAAAUGCUUUCAACAGUCAUUUAAUUAGUGUCCAUGGUAAAAAUAAAUCAAAAGUUUUGAAAGGAGCAGAAAUCAAGGAAAAUAAAUCUAGCAGUGAACCAAUUAAAAUAGCAGUAGACAAAGAAGAGAAUAGUUCAUCCAAUAUCUCAUUUCCUGUUGCGAAAAUCAGUUCUGAUGAAAAUAAUAAAACCUCAACAAAGAAAUCACCAGAUAAAAAAUUAAGUGAAACUGUGAAGGAGCUCACUUUAAAUGAGGACACAUUUAAUGGUAUUUCUAAACCAUUAAAUGGAUCAAGUAUCAACGAUGAGUUUCGAUACACUUGUGGGGUUUGUCAGAAAAUGUUUACCAACUAUGUGAACAUGUGUCGGCAUCGGCGUCUUGCUCACGGUACCAUAACAGCAAACAGCAAGAAAGUAAAGAAGGGUUUGGCCAGCAGUGAGCCGAGUGGUACGCGUAGUACGAGCAGUCAGAGUGGGGACAGUAGGAGCGAGAGCCCAGCUCUGGCUUCAAAGGCACCUGUAGAGUUAUCCAACAAGGAACAAGGUGCUGCUCUGGUAGUGCAACCAUUGGAUCCUGAAACAUUGUUCUACAGUAAAAUUGCCAUAAAUAUUCGUGAAAAUCUACUCAAUCACUUAGAUGGAAAAUUACUUGAGUGUAAUAAUACUAGCACCACCACUACAACCCUUGCCACUCGCACUACAACUGUUACCACUGCAACAAAGGAAAGUAAAGUAGUAUAUGAGAGAAGUAUUGCAACAGACAGACCCAAAAGAGGUGAAAAAAGCAUUUUGAAAGUAGAUGGAAAAUCUCCUAACACUCACGUAAAUAGUGCUAAUGUCAAUGAAAGGAACCAGAAUAUUGAUAAUGAAAAGUCAAAGUUAGGUGGUAGACGAGGGCACAUUCAUAAAGUUCCUUGGGAGAAGUACAACUUCCCCAAAAACUAUGAUGGGAAAGGAGAUGGAUUAGCGUCCUUUAUUAAAGACUUGUCACACCUGGAUAUCUCGACUCAACUGGUAAUGCAACAGAAUCUUCAGCGAGUGAGUUUUUCUUCUGGAGAUAAAUGCAAAUGUUCUCUUCCAGACACUCCUGUAAGUGAAGAAAGUGCACAAGACUCUGACUUUCCUAAAGGCCUAUGUCUCAUGCAACGAAACACCUCAAAUGCUCUUAGUGAUAUGUUCAGCACCUCAAGACAUGAAUCAACAUUAACAAGAGCAUGUAGCAGUUCUUCUGUUCCUUCAUUGAUUAACAUUAAGUAUACAUGUGCGAAUGACGGCCAUAGCAACUUGACCAGGCGUAAGUCUCUGAGUGACAUUAAAAUGCCUUCUCCUGCUGAUGAGAGUUCAGAUCGAUCAGAUGGUGGUGAUAAAGGGGAAAAUGUGGAACUUAGUGGAGAAUGGGUGAGGCCCCGUAGCUAUAUAUGCGGUGCUUGCAGUGAACGAUUUGGCGACUUGUACGAUCUUGAGGAUCAUAAAUUUGUGGCCCAUCCCAAUGUUUGGUGCACUCACUUUGAAUUUGAAGAAUCUACCAUUACUGGAAUGUCAUUUGACAGAUCUAGGUGCCAUGCAUCAUUCCCAGGUAACCUUAGCAGGCGUUACUUGAACACAGCUGGCACUUUACACGUGCCAGAACUUGCCCCACCAACAACAUCAGUCGAAUCGCAGUGCACAAAAUGUAGUAAAAAUUUCAGCUCCUUACCAGAACUUCAUAGGCACAUACUUGAUUGCGGUGGAGAUACAACUUGGAUGCUUACAAUGGUGGCUGCUACUUCUAGUGGUAGUAGACGCAAUAGGAAGUGGAGGCCUUUCGGCAGUCGGCGACGAAGGCAGCAGGGGCGGCGUGGCAUGAAGAGAAACAUACCCAGUUCACCCAUGAAACUGCCUCAGUACAGGGUCAGGCAUCGAGGCACUGAUAGUGACAGUAUUCAACGUAUGAUUGCAAACUUGCCAGCAAAAAGAGCUUCUCGUCGAGUAAUACAGUUCAACGAAGAUGAAAUUAAAACCAGAAGUCAGGCAACCGUACAUUGUAACCGCAUUCUGAGGAAAAGAUUUAAGGUGUCCAAUUAUGUUUCAAAUAUGCAUCAUCAUAAAUCUUGGAGCGGUCACUCAUCAACUACCAGAGGAAUAACGUUCUCACAGUAUCAUAAGAUGUCAUCGACAGAAACUCGACAUUCCAGAGCACUUCAGAAUAUUCGUAGGGCAUCUUCUGAAUCUACUGCGUCAAAGUUAUUACGAUCAUCUAGAAAUUUUUUGCAAAAUAAGACAUCACCCAAAGCUGUGAAAGAUGUUACCAAGGCUUUGCCAGGUAAUCAGUCACAAAUGACUUCAGUUACAGAUCAGAAAACCAAUUUCCUGGAAAAGGAAGAUGUGUUGGAUAAUUGUGCACCAGUAACAAGAAAUAUGUUAGCUAAGAAGAUGAGAGGUAACAAGGUGUUAAGUCUUUCCUCAGAGGGCAAAGCCAGUAGAAGCUCAAGGUUUGUAAGAAAAUCUGUAAUCAGUAAUAUAAAGAGCAAGUAUCGAACUGCCCCAAGGAAAAUACUUGUUCCUGUGCCAUGUCAUUCUAAAGAUCAAAAACAGCUUGUAUCUCAAGUUGCAUUGCCAAGACGUUCUGGAAGAACUAGUGUCUUGCGGGAAAAAAUAAAUGAUAAUGUAAUUGUUCCAUCUGUUGCUGUGGAUGCAUCUAUAAUUGAAGACAGUGCUUUGAACAGUAGCAAACCAAGUUCUCAGUCACUCACAGAAGGAAAUUUAGAUUGCAGAAAAACUAUUCCAAGUGAAAAAUUAGAAAAUCAAAACUCAACAAAUAAUACUCUGAAGAGUGAGAAUUUUAAACCAGAAAAAAGAAAGAAAGGUCAAAUAAAGUCACCUGGAAAUGGCAACAAAACUAAAACAAAAAUGUUAAAGGUUUCGAAUAAUAAAUAUGAUAUAUCUGAAAAAGAUGAGAAAAAAAUAUCAUGCAAAGACUGUAGAGUUGUUUGUGACAAUUUGUGUCUUCCAUGCAAGAACAAUAACUCAGAAAUACAAGACAAAAUGGCUAAUGGUGCACAUGAGUCACAGACAAUUCCAACUCCUAGAAUGUGUUUAUCUUGUGGUAGAAAGUUCAAAGCUAUCAGUGCAUUAGAAAAGCACUUACAGAAAUGUGGUGUUGCAGUAAAUAAAUCUGUUGAAGAAAAUAAAUUAAAAUCUCAGAGACGUUCUAUGAGAAAACUACAAAUUAGUAUGUGCAAAACAGACGGGUCUAAAGCGAAAGAGAUAGAUGAGAACAUGCCGCAGUUGCAGAAAGAGGAGCCUUUGGAAGUUUUACCCGUAGCUGAAUCUGUGAAAAAAUGUGAAGAUAUAACAAAUGAUAUUCCUGUUCUAUCACCAGUCUUGGAAGAUGCAACGAUCCAUACAGUUAAUGUUUGUUACAAUGAAGAAAACUGUGUUAGUGCUAAAACUGAAGAAUUAAGAAGCAAAAGGAAAUCAAAACGAGGUCAGAAAGUAGAACCAUCUAAUGAUAAGAUUUUAAAUAAAGAAAAAAAUGAAUGCUGUGGGCAAGAUUCAAAUGCUGUUGAACUGGCAAACAUAAUUUCUACUAAAAAUGCAAUUCAGGGUAGUAAAAUUAAGGUAACCAGAGCACUUGCCUCUGCUGAAGAUCAAACUGUAAGUUCAUCAAAUGGCAAGAAUUUAAAAAAGGUGCUCUCUAAAAAAAAAAAUCACGCAAACAAAAUUGUUGUUGCUGUUGCCAAAGAGAAAGAAAAUCUUAAUGUUGACAUAGCAGUUUCAAGUAAUCUACUUCAAGUUGUAUUAGAUACAUCAAAAGAUGCAGAAUCUGUGAACACAAGUGUGCUUGAACUAAACCCAGAUAAUAAAAUAGAUUUAUCUCUUACACAGAAAAGUUUAAAAGCAAACACUAAUAGAAAAGAUCAUCCUGGGAAGAAAAAAAAUGUAAUUGGGAAAAAUAAAAGUAUUUACAAAGUAGGAAACAAAAACACAAAAAAAGCUAAGGAAAAGACUGUAGAAAAAAGGCAUAUCAGUGUUGAAAAUCAAGAUUAUAUUGCAUAUACUGAAAUUGUAUCUGAUGGUGUGAAAAAUCAUAUCAAGAACACAAAAGGUAAUCAGAUGACAAAAAAAGUAGGAAGACCAAUGAAAGUCAAGAAGCAGGUAGUAAAAAGUAACAAUGAGAAAAAAUGCAAUAAAUUAAGAUCUAGUAAAAGACUGUCGAAAAUAGUCUCUAACAAGAUUGUUGCAGAAAGUAUUUCAUCAGAGCAUAGUAAAACUUUCUUAGAGAAAGAUAAAGGGGAGUUAGGAAAUGUUUGUAACGAAGUUCAAGCUCAAGACAUGCCACGGGAUAAAACUGUUUUGUGUUGCAAAGAAAGUGAUUGCAAAUGUUCCAACAUUGAUGUAUCACCUGAAUUGUCUCUAGAUGUAGUUGAAAAAGGGUUGGGUACUAUUGAAAUACAGCUACCAUCUAAAAGUCCUGGAAUUGAGUGUGUCAUAAAAAAUUGUGAAGAUGCUGAUAAAACUUGUACUGAAGCUACUAUAAGUUUUCCUGAAAAAUUUGAUUCACCUCUACAUGGUUUACCAGAUAUUGACAAUGCUAAAGAAAAAGAAAUUGUUUUGAAAGACGUCAUGGAGAUGGAAGAUUGUAGCAGUGUAAAAAAUGGAGAGUUCAGUCUAGAAACUAGUGUUUCUUCUGGCCAUAGUUACUUUGUUCCUGAUGUUCUGAAUGAAUUGAAUAAUGAUGUAUCCAGCUGGAAAGAAAGUGAUCAGUCUGGUUUGAAAAAGAGUCUCCAAUGUAUUUCAAACAAGAAAAAUGACAAAAUACCUAAUUCUAUAAAAUAUAAAACUAAAACGUUAAAGUUGUUGACUACAGUAAACAAAAAAAAAUUCAGUCUUGAUAACUCAGAAUGCAAAAAUAAUUAUAAAAGUUACCAGCUAGAAAAGUUUGAGUGUUCUGAAGAAACAAAUGCAAAUGACAAGAAAAUUGAUCUAAAAGAUGUUUCGGAUACAAUUUCUCUGUUAAAGCCAGUGGUGAAAAAUCCUGUUGAAAUUGAAAAUGAUAGAAAGGAAGCACUUUUAAGUAUAAGUUGUUUGGGAAAGAAAGAGACUUGGAAGAAAAACAAGCUUACAGCUCCUGAAGAAUUUGGUACUACUGAAGUAACUAAAGAGUCAUGUGUAUUUUUACCACAUGAAAUUGUUCAGAGUACUGAUGAGACACAAGUGAACCUAGAAAUAAAAUUAGAUCAGGAAAGUAAAGGUGAUAAGCAAAAUUAUUCAUCUGUGAACCGCAUAGGAAGACGAAAAUUUAAGUUUCCUAAAAUUAAAUCUGGUGCUUUUUCAGAAUGUAACUUGAACAGUAAAAGACGAUGUCGCAGACGCAAUUAUCUGUUUCAAAAGUGUGAUGAAGGAAACGUAACUUUGAACACAUUUUUGUCUGACUUUGUGAGAAGUAAUAAAGAAGCAAGUUGUUCUGUGCCUGAAAAUGUAAACGCAUCUGCAAAAUCAGAAAUAUUGCCUGAAACUACACAACCUGAGUCAGUCAGCACCAUUGCAGUGUGUGUGUUAGAAACUCACGUGGAAAAUAGUGAGACAGACCAUGAUACAAUUUCAGAAGCUAUAUUUAGUGACAGUAAUAAACUUGAUUGUAAUAUAGUUCAAGAUGUCAAGGAAAUAUGUUCUUCUGAAAAUUUAAUUGAAACUUCAGGGACAGAUUUGGUACUAAAUUGUAUAAUUGAUUCCUCAAAUGAUGAUGAAUCUGCAUGCUCUAUUAUAAAAGAGCACAAACAAAAUGAAACAAUCCUGAAUACCAGAAAUAAUGAAGGGAAAACGCUUCCUGCUGAGGUCUCAACAUUAAGCGAGUCUAGUCUAGAUAUUGAUGAAGAUAUGUUACCAAUAGCUAAGCUUAGAGAAAUAAAUCUGAGUAGAGUUCGCAAUCUAAAUAGGUUAAGCAGAAAUAAUAGGAAACAAGUAAAGAAAACAAGGAAGUGCAGGAUGAAGGCAGCAGAAACGAAGCAUUUAAAGAUACAAACUAUAGGGAUGUCUCCAAAUGCAAAGAAUUCUCCCCCUCGUAAUGGUCAUAAUUUGGAAUUAGGUGAUUGUUUUGUGAGAAAACCUGAGGAAACAAAGUUACAGAAUGACAUUACUUUGUCUAAUGAUGGUUUUAUAACUGAAGGAAAUUUAUCACUUGCCGGUAAUCGAUUGUUGAGAACAAGACGUAGUAAUAGUUCAGAUAAAAGUUUUCUUUCUCAUUUUGAAAGACGCGAAAGUAGAGCUCGAAGUACUCGCUGGAACUUAUCCUAUGAAGAAAUGUAUACUUCCUCUGAUAUAGCUAGUGAAGCAGAUAGUCAAGAAUUUGACUCUAAUCAAAAAGAAAACAAAGGUGUAUUGCAGGAGCAUCACAGAAGAAAAAGAAGCAGAAGAAUGAAAACUGCUAAACCAAGCUAUAAUUUCAUUCGUCAAGACAAAAAGAGACGAAGAUCGCUUAGAAGGUUAACUGUAUUACGAAAUCAAAGGAAAGCAGAAAUGAGAUUGGAAACUAAAGCUUACAUAUGUGGAGAGAUGUCUGUACCUGUGUCUUUGGGAAGUGAUAAUGUUGAAGGAGAUAUGACAAAUGUGAAAGUAACUUUAACAGGAAAUAUGUUUGAAUAUGAAAAUUUUCACCAUGACUCAUCAGAAAAUAAUUAUUCUAGUAUCAUAGUAGAAUCUGCAACUGAAGAAGAAAUGCUUUCAGAGAUAACAAAAACUGCUGUGAUUAAUAAAGUGUUUUGCAAAAAGCCUAAAAAGAACCAUUUAUGUGAAUCUACAAAGAAAGAAAAGAAUUCUGUUAUGGAUAUAAGUGACAAAGAAAGUUUCAUUGAUGAUGUUCCCGUAGUGUUUAUGGACGCUUUAGAAAAACUCACAGAAUUUACUUGUAAUGAACCAUCUGGUGAAAAUAUUUUGUCUAUUGAUAAUCAAUGUAGUACUAUAACCAUGAAGUAUGAUAAUGUCAAAGAAAAUAAUUCUAGUGAGAUUUUUGACACAGACUUAAUUGUGAAUGAGGAGCUUGGAAAUAAUGGGGUUGAAGCAGAAACCAGCAACAGUACUCAAGUAAUUAAACAAGUGUGCAAGAUAUUAAAAACUUCAAAUGAAAGUCAGGUAUGCAGUUCUAAAAAUCAGAACACUCAAAGUAAAGAAAACUUUUUUGUAAAAAAGAGAGAGGCUAAAAAUAAUAAUUUUGAGACAACUCGGAAAAGAAAGAAAAUGAAACGAAAGUGUUCUACGAAAGGAAAUAUGAGUACACUAGAUCAAGAAAGUGAUAUAAUACCUGAGCCAUUAAUUGCUACUGAUGACAUUAAUGUUGGCAAGAUUCAGCAAAUUGAAAAUAUGCUGCAUCAUAAAAAUGUAGAAGACUCUGUGGAGCUUUGUGAGGCUACACAGACUUCUGAAACACCAGAAACAAAGACUGUAGAAAAGCAUAAUUUUGAUGUAAGUGAUACACAUUUGAUUCUAGAUAAAAUAUUAGAGUUUGCUGACACUGCUUCAGAGAAUGAUGCACCUAUUUUACAAGAAGAAGUAAUGGGUGCUUAUUCAGAAGAAGAAAGUGCUCUUUAUAAAAAUAAAAGUUAUUUAAACACGAGUCUGGAUAACUUAGAAACUGUACCAAAUGAAGCAGAUGGGAAAGUAGCAUCACUCUAUACUUUCAAUCAGCAGCAGCUAAAUUGCUGUUCUCUGAGAAUUUCAGAAGAUAAUAGUGACGCUACUGAUAAAGUACCCACCACAGAAUCAGACAGCUUGAAACCAUUAAAUACAUGCAAGAAAAAUUACUCAAGCACAUCAGAUCUUAGCAAACACAAGCUAUCAGAUUUCCAUAUGAAAAAUAUGUUCAUUGAGACUUCAGGUAAUUCUAUGGCCACUACAGAAGCAGCUGUUGCGAAUUUUUCAAAUACAGAAGUUUCAAAGUUAAAUUCAAAUACAAUUGCUGAAAAAAUUGUUUUUGAAGAGCAUCGUCAAGAUGGAAGUAAUAUAGGGUUAGAUUUGGACUCGCCAAUCAUGUUUUCAGAUGAAGUGCCACUUUCAGUAAUUGCAAAACAAAUAAGUAAUGGUAAGCAUAGGAAGAAGAAGCAAACAAAAGGGGUAAAUUCAAGCCGUUACAGCAAGAAAUCUACUUCGAAAAACAUUGAAAAAAUCAGAGAGGUCUUUGUGAAUAAUAAGAAAAGGUUAAACAUUUUCAAGACAACAUUGUUACAUGAUAAAGAUUUUGUGAUAUCACAGGUUGCAAAUAAAGAGUAUAUCUCAUCUAAUAACAUCUCAGAUGUACAUGAAAAUGGCACUCCACAUCAGUUAGAACCAUCACCUGAAUUUAAUUCCAUGGAUAGUACGAGUGAAAUUACCUCAAAAGAAAAAAAUGAAAUUAACAGCAUAGAAGAAAUUACUGUACUAUCACAUUUUGUGGGACGUGAAACUAUUUCCAAGGAUAGUGACACAUACAAACAAGAUUCACCAACUAGAGUGUUUGAAAAACUACACCAACCAUUAUCACUGGCUAUUUUAGCAUCAAAACAUAUUGGGAAAGAAAUAUUGGAUAGCAUCAAUAGAGCUUGUGUUGCACAACUCAAUAAUUUAAAAGAUUUUAGAGCUACCAAUGUAAAUGCAAGUUCACUGCCAAUGGAAGAAUUAAAAAUCCACGAAGAAUCUUCAGAUGGCCAUCCAAAAUGGCAACCAUCUUUGAAAAGUAUUAUUGCACUGCCAUCUGCAUUCAAGGAACUUUGUUUUGAUUCACUUCUACUUCGUGAAGUUGAAAUACAAGGUGGUACUCUUUCAGAAGGUUUUAAUACCGCAUCAUCUUCACUACAGGAUUCUAAAGUUGAUCUACUAAUGCCUUCUAAUAAAUAUUAUGAUACCAAAAAGCAAAUAGAAUUUAGUGAUAAACAGAAAAAAAACCCUCCAUGUGAAAUGCAAGUACCUAUUCUUCUAGAUGCACUUGUUCAGGGCCCUUCCUUAAAUGCAGGAAAAGCUCUUGAAUCCAAUGGAAAUAUAAUAGAAAAAAUAACAUGGCCCAAUAUAUUGGAAAUACCAACUCCUGAUAGCUGUGAAGAACAAAAUGUAUCUGUACAACUACCUGAAGACCAACAAUCCCUGUCAUUAGAAUUAGAUUUGGAGGAAUCUCUAAUUUUGCAAGAAUCAUCAAAAUCAAUCAGUGAUAAAGGUGAGAAUGUUUGUCCGCUGCGUCCUACAUCACCAACCCCUGUAUACUUAGAAUCUGAAUUGCAGCCAUCUUUGUUGCAAGAAACUGUGUGCAGUAGAUUGACUGAUGAAAAACAUGCACAAGAAGAGACUCAAAAAGAUGAACAGACACAGUUGAAUUUUUCACAAAUGUAUGAUAAACCUUCAUUCUCUGAGCAACUUGAGGCUGAAAUAAUAUUACCUAAACAACAUGUAACAAAAGAAACUGUUGUUGAUGCAGGAACUGUCAAAAAUUUACAAUCUCAAGACAAAAUUGUGUUGCAGAAGUCUGUACUGGAAGAUAACAGUUGUAAAUUGUCUGUGGCAGAGAAUUUUGCGGUAAACACCCCAAAAGUCAAGAAGACUAAAGUUCAUGCACCAGAAAAGCUUCAGGUUCAGCUGCCAUUGUUAAAAAUACGUGAUGUGCAGUUUUUGUUAGCACACCAUGUGGAUAUUCAGAAGACAACUUACGAAGACUCAGAUUCUCAGCAGUCAUUGCCAGAAGGUUCUGAUUUGAAAGAUACCAGAGACCAGCAGAGCAGUCAUGUUAACUCAACACUACCAAAGUCUGUACCUAACCCAGUUAAAAGUAAAGUCUCUCUUUCAAACUUUCCCCAUGUUGGGUUAGAUCUUCCUUUGAAGAAUAAAGGUGUUAAUUCUUCACAUGAUACAAAUAAGUUGCCAUCAAGUGUAGAAUAUGAAAAUCCAUUACAUAUUACUUAUAAAAUUGAACCUCAAGUGCGUGAAAAAAAUAGUGAAUCAUGUACACACGAAACUGAUCACACUCAACAGCAGACUUCUUUAUUUGAUUGUUCAGCUACAUUACUUGCAUCACAGAAUAAAAUAAGUAAAGAUGAUUUUAUGUCUCGGAUACCUGUGUGUCCUGAAUCGUUGUGUAAUCAAGUCAAUAACAUCACAAAUACUUUGCAGUUGCCGAUAGCUGAAAAAAUUGAUUCACGUGAGUAUGGUAAGGCGAUGAUUUCUUUGCAGCAUGAUGAAUUAGAUGUGACCGUAGAAACAUGUGACCAUGUAACUCCAGAAGUGCUGCCUCAGCCAUGUGAAAAUACAGUUUCAGUACCUGAUGGUCUAUCAACACAAGCUCAAGAGUACAAUAUGCAUUUGACCAUAGAAAAACAUAAUUUAGUAAAGCAAUCAGAAUCCAUCAAAGACAUAAUAUGUCAAGAUCAUGAAAUUAUAAUGACAGCGGAAGAGAAAACAGAACAGCACAGUGUGAAGAAAGGCAAUGCUGAAUUUCUCAUUUCUGUGCCAGAUGAAAAAACACUUACAGAUAAGUCACAGCUAAAAAAAGUUCACAAUAAAGUUCUCAGCCAUUCAGUUCAAGUUUCUAAAACUAAUGAAAAUGAAUUAUGGCUAAAUCAAAAUAAUCCAUGUAAACAAUUGGCUGUCAGUCAAAUGCCAAUACAAAUUCUAGAGAAUGAUACCUGUUGGGCACAGGAGAAUGAGUGUCUUAGUAGUGAUCAUCUUCCAAGGGAGCAGAUUACUGAUUCUGGCCCUGAAAUGCAUGAAAGUUUGUGCGAACCUGCCUUUAAAACAUCUUCACACCAACAGUUUCAUGCCAGUCCAACAUUAAAUGAAUGUGAAAUGCCAGAACAUGCUGUAUGUAUACUGAAAGGAGGUAUGGAUGCUUCGUCUGAUCAUCGAGAUCCUGUAAGCCAAGUGCCGGAGAUAAAUCCUAAUAUAGUAUGGUUGCACAACAGUAAUACCUCUGAGGCUGUUAAAGAAAAUUCUUCUGUUGAACAACAUGAAAUCAAAUACUCCUCUUUGCACAGACUUGCAGAGGUUGUGAUAUGGUCAGAGAAUAAUUCUUCACGGAAUUUGGAGAGAGCUUUUUCUAAACAAAGUGAGCUUUGUGCAUCUUUAGAAAUUUCAGAUAAUGUGAAAUGGCAACACAAAAUUGAUCCUCAAACUGUUUUGCUUGGUUCUUCCCAACACAGUGAUUCAGAAAUGUUGGCACCUGAAGACAAAAUGAAUUGGCCACACAAGGAACAUAACAUCAUUGCGUAUCAGAAUUCUUCGAGUAAACAAUCCAAUAUCCAUUCAUCACUAACGAAAGUGUCUGAAGAUAAGUUAGUAUGGUCUCAGAACAAUGAAAUAUGUAUGCCGGUCUUACCUGAGUAUUCGUGUGAAAAUGUUAGUCAGACUUUUAAAAAUUCAGAAAACAGUUUCACAUGGUCUCAUGAUCAAGGUAUACAUGAACCUGCCCCUCAAAACCUCCCAAGUGCACAGCAUAUACACUCGCCUCUAUUACAAAUUUCAGAAGCUACUACAACUGUGUCACAAGAAGAAGAAAAUUGCUUACCAGUAUUGCAAAAUCUUACCAGUGGUCAAAAUCAGUUUCACCAUCAAAAACUGAACAUCUCUAGAAAUAAUGUAAGUUGGUCACAGACUAUUAAACCUGAUGAUUCCCUCAGCCAGUUACGCAAGUCGGAUAUCGAACAGACAUCUAUCAAUGUUCCUAAUAGUGAUUCAGCUUGGUCUGUGGAAGAAAAUAUCAGCACAACUGAGUUGCAGUCUGUCAAUGUGGAUAAAGAAAGAAUUAACAUGAUAGUGACUGAAACCGAGUUAGUUCAGCCACAAACAAGUGUGGCAUAUACAUUUCCUCCACCAGCUGAACAUAAUAUCCACCAGGCUUCAUACCCUGAUCCUGAAUUUGACGUGUGCGUACCACAUCAUCCGGAAGUCUCAAGAUGUGCGCAACAGGAAUAUUCAUUUGAAAAUGUCAGAGUCAACCCACAUCAGUCUUCUGACACUAGAAGUCUCCAGUUGCAUGACCAAGGCUCAUAUAUAUCUCUUCGCCAAUCACGUUCCUCUGAGGAAAGAACCACAGUAACUGAUAGUAAUUCAGUGCAGCCUGCUUUCCAAGAAUCUGCUACAAAUGAAUUUGCAGAUCAAUUUUCUUCACUAGAUGAUGAUGGUGCCCAAGUUUCUACUAGUAGUCGACAAGAGCAUGCACUGAAAACAUUGCCUCUUGAUUUGUUGAAAGCAGCUGAAGUGGAACUUACCUUACCUCAGAAACCAGGAGUUACCGCAGAAUUAAUGAAAGAACCACCCGUUUUGCCGUUGCAAGAGGGGGCACGCACUAAACUGCUGAACUCUGAGAUGCACGCAGCUUCCACGCAGGAUUGUGACGGUCGGGAACUAGAUUUCCAGGUUGGCAGCACUGCGUGGUGUGGCAGGGAGAGCGAUAACUGGCCGAAUGAGCAAGCUCAUAACGGUGCUGAGUGGAGUGGCCAAUCAGAACAGAGUUCCACCCAUGGCUGGACCGAGUGGGUGGCUGGAAAUGUGAACUGGCCGCAACAAGCAGCACCUCACUUCUACAGCUCCGGGCCAGUAGUGCCAGCUGGUUGCAGUCUGGGAUCAAUAAUAGAUUCUGUAAAUCAGAUCCUGAACGAAGGCGGCACCAGCGUGUCCAGCUCGCCGGGAGCGGACUUCGGCAGCUACACGGCCCCGCCUGCGGGCUGCGUGGUGCCCAGGGGCCUGAGGGAACUCCAGCGAGCCAUGGGGGCCACUGACGAGGAGAUGCUGAUGCUGCAGAAGCUGGGGGAGAACUGCUGCUGGCCGCUGGAGAACGCGGACAUAGUCGACCUGGACGGCCAGAAGCCGGCCCCCGAGAGAGGCGCAGCGGCUCCCGAGGCUAAGGAAGCCGACGCGGCUCCCGCCGCGACGAGCCAGCCGCUUCAGAGCGUCGCUAGGAAGGCGGCGGUGUCGGCUGGAAGGCGGCAGCGCGCGGAGGACCGGCCGUUCGGGCAGAACAUCCUGACCCAGUACGAGAGCAAGGAGAUGGUGUGCCCAGUGUGCAACAAGCACUUCCUGGGGCUGACUGCCUUGCAGACGCACGUCACCAGCGCUCACAACCUCGACCACGCAGCAGACAGAAAAGCGAAGGCGUCGGAGCGGUCUCGGCAGGCUCUGAUCUCGUCAAUAGCGUGCUCAAGCCUCUUCCAGGUUAACAACAGUCGCCACAUGUGCACUUCCUGCAAGGAGCUGCAUGUGAACGAGGAGUCGUUGAGGCAGCACAUCGAGGCCACACAUGGUGGCGAUGUCUUAACCACUGGAACCACACAUUCAAGUGAUUCUCAGGGAUCCACAGACCAGAAAGCGGAGGGGCUGAAGAGCCACAUGUCGUCUGCUUUGGGAGGACUACUGAACCGUGCACUGAGCAGCGCCUUCAUCAGCCGUCUGUCAAAAGAAAUCUUAGCAAGAAGCGAGGGAGACAGUUCUGCUCAUUCCUUGGAGAAUGCAGGAACACAGCAGUCUCAAAGAACAAAUGUCAUACUAGAGAAACCAAAUCUGCUGUUCAAAGGCGAUACUGAUGACACCAAAGAAAAGAGAUUUUUAUGUGACCUAUGUGAUAUGAAGUUUUAUACUUUGGGAUCCAGAAACAAGCAUGUGCAAAGUGUGCACCUAAAAAUGCCAAUAAACUUGACACCAAGUGAUGUGCCAGAUUCAGCUGUAUCAAGCACAGUUGGGAAUAGCAUUGAGCAACUCACUGGGAACAAUAAGGAGCAACAUGACACUGAAUCCGGUUGGGAUAGCGAGAGCCCUCCAGAGUGGACUGCUGAGCCAAAUAUGGAUGGUGAAAUUCUGGACGGAUCCUUCCUUUGCCAAGAUUGUGGCAUAAACUUUCAGACGCCACAGGAGGUUUUGUCUCAUCAACAGUUAGAGCACCCACCACCUGAGUCGCAGUCACAGAACAUUUCAGACGGAAGCGAGGAGCUUCUGGCGAGCGACACUGUAAGUUUGGUUGGUGAUACGGAUGCUGGCAGCAACGCUUCAGAAAACGUUGCUGACAGUGGCAAGGGUUGUGCUGACCAUAUGAUAUCUUCCACAAAAAAGAGCGUAAGUGUGGAAGAUGAGCCAAGUCUUGCAACUGCUUCCUCAAAACUCAACAGUCAAAAAGUUGGUGAAAAAACUGUAGAAAAACAUUUGCUUUCUAAAUGUGUCGGAAGAACGGGUGAAGUCACCAUCAAGAAGGUAGCCAAAAGCAAGAUAAGCAUAGAAGAGCUGGAGAAGGAGUUAUGUCGAAAUGACGCGAUCAUCAAAGCCAAAGCAGAGGCGGCUAUCAGAGAGCUGAGCCUGACCCGUAAAGGGCGGAGUAGCGCGGCAAACACCAGGUGGGGUGUGCAAAGAUACAAAUUUGUCGUCCCUGACAGGCAGUCAAGCAGCGACAAGGCCAAAGAAAAAAUUUUGAUGCCAGCAGACAAUCGGUACAACUACCCAUUGAUACGAAAAGUUUCCAAUAGUAGGUUUGCGUCUUUGACUGAACGCAAAAAGAAGCUUGGUUCGAAAUCGGAAUCGUUGGCAUCUAAUAAAGCAGUUGGCAAGAUGAAGUUAGGAAAAGAUAUACAUGAACCAGAUAGUACUUCUCUUGAUGUGUAUGAAUUUGAAGAUGAUGAUAGUAGUACCACCAAAGAUAUUAGUUUACGAUGUGCUACUUCAUCAGUGACUGGUAAGAACGAUAUGCAGAAUGAUGAGCAAGAAAUGCAGGUUACCAAUGCUAAUGAGAGUGGGUCUGUUGUAGUUUCACACCCUGAGCAGAGCAAAGCUUUGCUACCCUGUGCCUCAUCUUGUAAAGAAAAAUCAGAUGCCAGUGUUGAUAAACGUAAUGAUGAGAAACAACAGGAGGCAAAUCAAGAAAUUCUUUUCUCUGAUAAAAAUAUUUCAUCUGAGAAAAGUGAUUUGAAAGAAAGUAAACAUGCUAAUCAAGAGCUGGAGAAUGCUUCAGCAGUAAAAGUUUCUGACAACUCUGUAAAACUGGUUUGUGAAGAAAGUAAUAAAGCUAAGGAAAAUCAGAAGUACAAAGGUAAUCUGCAGAAGGUGGAUUUGGACAGCAAAGAUACCAGUAGCCCUGCAAAAAAUAUAGCCAAAAGAAAGAAAGGUAAUUUAAGUACAAACUCUAAAGUAGGCCGGAAACCAAAAGAAAAUGACAAAGGAACUGAAAGCAGAGAGUUUAAACCUACUAAGCUACAAAAGAAAAGGAAAGCAAAUGAGAGUUUUGAAUUGCCACCUAGUAAACACGCACCUCAGGCAGAGAGCAAACAAUCAGAAACUGAGGAAGUUGUGUCAUUGGGACGCAGGCAGGUGAAGAAAGUUAGUUACGUUGAACUAUACGACAGUGAAGUGGAUGAACAGUUUUUGUUUUAUUCGGAUGAUGAAAUCGGUUCUGGAGACAGAGAGUUUAAAUCCAAGCCAAAAUGUAAAAGUCCAAAGAAAAAACAAAGCAAGCCAGAUAAGAAGAAACGAAAAUCUGACCAACCAGUGGUGCAACAAGAUGAAAGUUGUAAUAGUGAAACAGUGACUCACAUACAUAAAAAGAGAUGCAAGCAGAAAUUACAGUCUGUGGACAUUAGUAGUAGUAGUAGUAUUAGUAGUUGUAGUAGUGGUGGUGUUGCGAAAAGUGUUGACGUUGGUGAAGCCUGCAGCAUUGAUUCUCCUGCGGUUGAAUCAAAUAAGUUACAGCCGAAAUGGUCAUGUGCCAGUGAACCUGCUACAGACGAAGACAACACUAGUGAAAGUGAUCGAAGCGAUAGACAGAGAACCACGAAAACAGACCUGUUGAAGACGGUUUUUGCAAAGUCGAGGCGCAGUUCGACGACCAUUGUUAGCGGUAGCGGUGGUACCAUACCUGAAGUCGACGACAGUCGUACGAACACGAACCCUGUGAAGCACAAGCACAAGAGUUGACGACACAUGACGUUUUGAUAUCCUGCCAGAGUGUUAGACUGGUUUACUAGCUGUUACCAACAUUGUGACCAAUAACCAUUGUAAAUUUAAUGCUUAUUGUGAUGUGCAAAGAAUCAUUGUGUAAAAACAUAACUGUAGGGUCGAAGCUUCGUUUGGGAAGGGGGAAAAAACAUUUUUAAACUAAUUGAAUACUGGAAAUUCAGACUGCAGUAUACUAUAUCAAGUUUUAUGUAAUUUUGUUGACAUCGUGAAGCACAUGAUAAAAGUGUUUGUAGAUAGUUCCUUUCUUAAAGAGUAAAUAUGAUUGGUAAAAAAUAAUGGCUAUCAGUAAUUGGUUUUCAUUAUUUCAGUGUUAAGUAUUAGGAAAGUUUAUCACCCAGGGGCUACAUGUCUAGUCUGAGAAAAUGUCUCAACAUGAGAAUGCCUUUCAGCUCUGGUAAGAACAGUUUACAGUAUUUUAGUGCAAAGUACAACCCAUUUCUGUGUGAAGGAGCUAAGAAGUACUAGAGUCUGACACAUUUCAUAGUUAUAAAAAUUGUAUGAGGCAAUAUAAUAAGUAUUAAAAUUGAAAACCAUAUAUAUUAAAUGGAUGUUUAACUGUGUUUAACAAUUUCAUAGUGUUUAAAGUUUGAGUUUGAAUAAUAAUUACAUAAAUAAGUACAUUUUUACAUCAUAACUUAGAAACUGUUACGGCAUUGUGUUGAAUCAAUUGGUUGCAUAUGUGUCACAUGUUCAUAGGAAGUACAAAAGUGAACAACAAAAAUAAAAGUAUCUUUCUAUCUACACAACUAAUAAUUUACGUUAUGUUUAAUAAAUAUAGGUCGAGUUAGUGUGUGUAUUCUAAAUUGAUUGCAAAUCAUUAAUUUGGAGGAAAAGUUUCAGAAGGUAAGUUACAUGUUUGUAUGGUCUAUUUUUCACUGAUGUGAUGUUUAAAAGUUACACAUUUCUUCAUUUUGUAAUUGUUCUUGUUAGUGCUACAUCAUGGUCUGUGGUUAAAAUUGGCCUUGUCUAAUACUUUAUGGCUGCAUCCAUCUUUAAGGGAAAGAAAUGUGUCUUACAGGGUUUGCUAUGGAAUAAUAUGUAGCUCUGGAUGGUGGUACUGCAUCAAUAGAUAGAUUGCUAGGCAAUUCCAUUGUCUUGAGUUCCUUAACUUUAUCCAAAUUAUUUCAAGUCUGAUUAUCAAUUAACUUGGACAACUUACUUUCCAUUACCACACCACCAAACCUUUAUUUAUUUAUAUCUUUCUCUCUCUCUGUACGCACGUGUGUGUGUUUUUUUUUUUUUUUUUUACUGUCUGCACAUUCUUUGCUUAGUUGCUAAUGAUUUUUGAUAAUUAUUCACUGUAUGGUACAGCAAAACCCUCUUAAGAAAAUCCCACUUAAGAAAAUUUCUUGCAUAAAAAGUUCAUAAAAUUAAGCACUUAAAAUAUUAAUAAAUAUAAUUUUAAUCUUUUAAGAAGUUUUAUCCGUUAAUAAGUCUUAAAUUUCAAAGUACUCUGAGAAACUUUGUUGCAGGGUUUUACUGUAAUUAGAUGCAGUAUACAAUAUGUUAAUGUAAAUGACACAAACUGAAAAUCUGACAUGUAAAAUGCAGCAAGUCUUUAUAACCUUAAAAACUCGCUAAGUGGGUUUGUCAUGACUCGCUAUUUUGACAGCUCUGUUAGCAAAUAAGCUGUUGGGCUUAUAAAUUUUGUUACUAUGCAGCUUGUAAGUAUACUCUACCCCGAUAUUCACUCUAUGUUUCUAACCAUUUCUCUUUGUUUUGUGAUUAGCAUACAUGUGACAAGGCCCAUCGCAAAGUUAAUGUUGAUGUGGCCCGGAAUAAGAUUGUAAACAUUCUUUUUAACACACACCAACUAUAAAUGCUCGUAUGCCUCUAGUCUGCUUUAUAUGCAGUCACAGAAACCCUUUUUACUUUUGCCAGCAUAGAAUAAUAGAGAUUGUAUCAUCUUUUUAAUAGGUAUAAUGUGUAAAUCUUAAUAAAAUGGUAUAGAUGUAGUCACAUGCCUACUGGUUAUUCAGGACACAGUUUACAGCUUGUUUCCUAAUUCUAAUAAUACCCCCUGAGAUGUGUUAAUAGAGCCUUGAGGAGAGAAGGGGAUAUUCAAAAUUACUUCCAAAAUAAAAUUUGGUUUUUGUAAAGCUGCUUAAUGUACCUCUGCUAUCUUGCAUGAAGUACUGUGCUUGAAUAGUUUCGCUUACAGAUGUGUCAUAAAAACAUCUGAGCCAAAAAUUUAAUCUUUGUGCAACUAUUUCACUUUAAUAUGUCAAAAUCAUUAACAUAAAUAUAUAUCCAGACAUUCAAACAGAUAGUGGUAACACUUUGUAUGCUUCUUAGUUCUUUGCACUACAGAAAUACUUGGUUAUUUGUUUUUAAAAGGUCACUCCUAUUUGCUAACGUCAAGAAUUGGAAUGUGCUAGUGAUAAUUUUAAUUCUGAAUAUUAUAAUGUGUAAUAUAAUGCUAUACAGUUGUACAAAAAUUAUUUGCUGAAAUAUAUCCCUUCACUUGUAAGACCUUCAAAUUUUGUCUACCCAAAAUUGUAUUAAGUAGGUAUGCAGGUAUAGAACUUGGAUUUGAUAGGUCAUUAACGUUUAUAAGUUUGGUUAGUUGAACAGCAUUUACAUGCAGAGCAAGCAAAACAAUAUUACAUUUUCAUUUUUUUAUAGUGUAUGGAGAUUUUAUUCAGUUAUGAAUUAAAAUACCUACCCAGUGACUUUCGUAGUUUUGUGCUGUAUCCGAACUACCUGGACAAAGAAAAAAAAUUAAUGACUUACUUGUGGUUUUUCUGUUCAUUGUAACAUCAUCAGUAAAUCAAGUCUGUUUGAUGUGGAAGGUAUAACUGCUAUCAUGUAAUAACCUUGGUGCAAUUCUUCACUUUGAAUAAUGUAUUAAUUAUAUGACUUCCACAGCUGGGUGAGCAUUGAGAAUUUAUUUUGUCUUCUGUACUAAUUACAUGUUCAGUUUCUUAUUUUCAGCAAUGCCUAUAUGUGGUUAAUUCUAGAGUUAAAAUUCAAUCAUCAUUAUUGCAAUAUGAUGUUUUGAGUUCAAGAACAUGUGGGUUCUUAUAAACCUAGCUUUAAUAAGUACACUCUGGUUUGUAGAGAGCAGUUAAAAAGCUUGGAUUAGUAAUUCACUUGCAUAUAUCAACACAUUAAAAUAAUUAAAGUUCAAUUUUUUGUAUUUACUUACAUUGUAGUAAAACCUGUAUGUUGCCAAUUGCAGCUAUUGAUACUAACUACCAUCAAUAUUCAGAGCUAAUUUUGCCCCUAAAGCUUGUUAACUUUAUAAUGAAAAGCCACUGGAAAGGGGGGUGGGGAACUUAAGUUUCAAUUAUUAGAGAUGAAGAUGAGUGAUGAGCUGUUAUUAAAUGUGAUAUUUCAAACAAAGAAUUAUUUUUCUUUAAUAAGUAUUUGUUGCAGCUAUAUGCAUUUUUAAUGUCCAAGUAAGGUGCUCAUAUUAUUAAAUAUUUUCUACUUUUAUACAUAUUCCUCUCGGUAAAAAAAUAUUUUUGUUUUAAAAAAAAUGCUGCUUUAAUAUAAUUAUGGUUUCAUUAUCAUUUUUACUAUCAGAUAAUCAAUAAGUCAUUACUUUUUUAAAAUCCUGUAAAAUAAACUGUAUAAGACAUAUUUAUACUGUAUUUAUUCAAGUGUGUAAAUUGUAAUAUAGAAAAGCAACUCUACUGCCAACAUGUGCCUUUUGACUAAAUGCAAAAUUUCUUUUGGCAUACAUUUCCUAAUGAGGGUUACAUGAUAUGCAUAUUACAGUAUUUAUGCAUAUAUUACUCUUUAUACAAACAUUAUUUGUUGUAAGUUGUUAGUUUUAUCUAAAUUGCUGUAGUAUUCCUGCAAGUUAUUAAAAUUAUUCACUUGACCCUAAAUAAUUAAUCAAUGUCCAAAUUAUUUUGUGAAAGCAAUUAUUGUAAAAUUAUUAAUCUUUUUAUUGUCUAGUAAUAAAACAUAAAUAAAUGGAACUAGAUACUUGCUAGGAAAUGUCUGCUUAAUCAUUAUAAAAUGGCACAUUUAUCAGAUGUGUUAAUAUUGUGUAAGUAGUAAAAUUAUUUAGGUUUGUGUGUUUGCAAUAAGGCAAAAACACAACAGUUGCUAGUUAUUUUUUGUAGGAGUGUGAACAAUUUUUACCAAAUUACAUUUGUGUUGUGAAUUUUAGGAUAUGCUUAGUGUUUGCAAAAAAAAACUGUUUCUAAAAAAUUAAUUUGUAGCAAAGGUCAGGCAGAAAUAGGUGUGUGUGUAUGUGUAUAUAAUGUAGUGUAGUAUGUACAGUGAAGUAAAUUGCUUAUAUGAUAUAAUUAGUUAUAUAAGAUCACAAGAAUUUAUGUGGCAGAUGUAUAAAUUGUGACAUAAGCAAGUGUGUAUUUUUCAACUUAUAACAAAAAAUAUUAUUAAUUUGAAACCCUU